Messenger RNA from Rotaria sp. Silwood2, 2124 nucleotides. Lineage: Eukaryota; Metazoa; Rotifera; Eurotatoria; Philodinida; Philodinidae. The record is from the annotation of a GenBank genome assembly.
AUGAGUAAAAAAACUGUUUCUUCGCCGAAUUCAAUCACUAAAUUAACAUCAGUAACGAGCAAGACGAAGAAAACAGAUCGAUCCACAGAUGUUGACAAUGUUUCUCGAAGUGAUCGUCAUCCAAUUAAAAGAGAGGAUAAUCAUGAAAGUGUUAUUUUUAUUCGUUUGGAUACUGAAGGAUCAUCGUCAAUCAAUCUCAUUGGUCCACUUCGAUCGAUACAUAAUUCUGUUCGAUCUUAUUCGAAUUCUGCAUCUUGUUUAGAUGCCAUGAGAUCUAUUAAAGAGAAGAUUUUCUUUAUCUGUUCAUUUUUUAACAUUGAGCUGUUGAUGACAGUGCAAAACAUCGAAAAUGUUGAAGCAAUAUUUAUUCUGGAUCCUAAUUCUCAAGAUAUCAAAGGUGAUUUUCCAAAAUUGAUCGGUGUUUUUACUCAACAAGAAGAGCUAUUUCGAUCAUUAAAAGAGACACUCGAAACUUUCGAACAAAUUCAACUUGAAAGAUUUUCAUUUGAAAAAGAGACUCUAUUUCUCUGGUAUCAAUUGUGGAAAGAAGAGCUAACACAUCGAAAAGCAUCGUCAAACAAAACUGAUUUCAUUGAAAUGGCUCGACUUUGUUAUCGAGACAAUAGUCGAAUAAUGGAGAUGAUUGAUGAAUUUGAAAAGUCUUACCGAUCAUCUGAGAUUCUCCAUUGGUGUUUUCGUUCUCCAUUUCCAAAUCGUUUUCUUCAUCAUGCGAUUCAUUCUCACAAUUUGGAACAGUUGAAUGUGUGUCGAUUUAUAUUUAUCGAUGCCAAUCGUUUCUUUCAACAACAACCAAAACAUAAAUCGAGUGAUCAAUUUUAUCGAGGAAUGAAAUUAACCAAAGAACUUUUAGACCAAUUCGAAAGUCAUGUCGGUCAACUUGUGUGUACAAGUGGGUUUUUUCCAUGUACUAAGUCGAGAACACAUGCGUUAUCAUUGGCAUCAUUACCUGGCUAUCGUUCUGAUCUCUUAUCUGUUCUAUUUAAAAUCGAUUGCGAUUCUACAAGUAUGUACAGUCAAUUAUCGAAUAAAAUGUCAUCAAACGUGAUUAUCUUCGAUGUUUCAAUUUCGUUUCGAGUGAUUAAUGUCCAUCGAGGACAAAUGUCUGUCAUUAAGAUGAAGCCAGCAAUCAUAGAUGGAAAGCAAAUCGCACAAGAUUAUCUUGAACAACAUCAUGAUCAAUCGAUCAAGUCAGUACUCGAUCAACUUUUGGCACCUCCUCGAGUUCAAACCCCUCCGUUAUCACCACCACCACCACUACCAUUGCUUCAAACAAUCAUAUCGACAACUUCCAUUUCCACCAGAAGUUCAUCUGUCAAUGAUAAUGAAUUGGAGGCACAGAAGCAUUUGGAACAAGGUCAAAUCGAUUUGGCUUUAGCUGCCUAUAGACGUAUUUAUCCUGUUUCUGCUAAAAUUCUAAACAUAAUCGGACGAUUGUGUGCCGAGAAGAAGAAAGAUUACGAUUGUGCCUUGGAAUAUCACACUCAAGCAUUGAGAAUUCAAGAACAGACAGGUGAAGAUUUUUGUGAUACAUUGGCUGAUUUGGGUAAUAUUCAUCAUUGUCGUGGUCAAUACGAUUUAGCUUUGGACUAUCAUCGGCGUGCUCUUACUCUUCGUGAAAGUCUUCAUCCAAAUGAUGUUGCCGCUCAAGCAACCAGUUUACUUGCAAUAGGUAAUGCUCAUUGGGCUCGUCGAGAAUUUGAUCAAGCUAUUGAAAUGACACAACGCGCUUUGACUUUGCAAGAGACUAUACAACCAGUCAAUGAGACCAGUAUCGGUACCACUUUAGCCACGCUCGGCAACAUUUAUCAAGAUUCGGGAAAACAUCAGCCAGCUCUUGACAUGUGUACACGAGCAUUAGCGAUUUUCGAAAGAAAUCUUCCAGCCGAUUCACCAGUAAUAGCUGAAUUACUAGAAGAAAUGGGCGUCAUUCAAUUGGAUCUACGGGCACUCGAUGAUGCUAAGCAAAUUUUUGAACGCGUUGUCGAUAUUUACACGAAAAUUCUUCCACAAAGACAUCCCAAUCGAGUGUCAGCGGAGGUCGAUCUUGAACGUGUUAAUCGACUGAUCCAGAAGAAAAAAAGCAAGGUGAAAAAACACACGUGA